Messenger RNA from Metarhizium album ARSEF 1941, 2526 nucleotides. RefSeq names its product 6-phosphofructokinase. NCBI's taxonomy places the organism in Eukaryota, Fungi, Ascomycota, Sordariomycetes, Hypocreales, Clavicipitaceae. Gene Ontology annotation, biological process: fructose 6-phosphate metabolic process; canonical glycolysis; fructose 1,6-bisphosphate metabolic process. Bases 1 to 2526 code for a protein of 841 amino acids. The record is from RefSeq and is a predicted model, not a curated record. Gene Ontology annotation, molecular function: AMP binding; 6-phosphofructokinase activity; monosaccharide binding. Gene Ontology annotation, cellular component: mitochondrion; cytoplasm; 6-phosphofructokinase complex. The transcript is spliced from 2 exons.
AUGCCUGGCGCGUCUCACCUCGCACUCUUUGCUAGACCUAUCGAUACCCUGCUUGCGCCACUGCGAAAUAUCCUCCUCGCCCUCUGGCGGACCCUCCUCAUCCGUCUCAGCCCGCCGCCUGCUGCGACGUCGACCCUGACCAGUCCGCCACCGACACGCUCCCCAGCCAUGGCUGCUCCGAGGAAGAAGAUUGCCGUCAUGACCUCCGGGGGCGAUUCCCCGGGCAUGAACGGCGUUGUUCGGGCUGUUGUGCGGACAGCCAUCCACAUGGAUUGUGACGCCUAUGCCGUCUACGAGGGAUACGAAGGCUUGGUGCGCGGAGGCGACUUCAUCAGGAAGAUGGAAUGGCACCAUGUUCGAGGAUGGCUCUCCGAGGGAGGCACGCUCAUCGGAACUGCUCGAUGCAUGGCUUUCUACGAGCGACCCGGUCGGUUGACGGCCGCCAAAAACAUGGUCUUGAACGGCAUCGACGCCCUGAUUAUCUGCGGCGGCGAUGGCUCCCUCACUGGCGCUGACAGAUUCCGCUCCGAAUGGCCGUCAUUGCUCGACGAGUUGGUGACAAAGGGCGAGCUCUCCGACGACCAGGUCGCCCCGUACCAGCACCUCAACAUUGUCGGCAUCGUCGGUUCCAUUGACAACGACCUCUCCGGCACCGACGCCACCAUUGGCUGCUACUCCGCCCUGUCCCGGAUCUGCGAAAUGGUCGACUACAUCGAGGCCACCGCCUCGUCCCACUCUCGCGCCUUCGUCAUUGAGGUCAUGGGACGACACUGCGGGUGGCUAGCCCUUUUGGCAGGAGUCGCGACAGGCGCAGACUUUGUCUUUAUCCCCGAGCGUCCUCAGGAGCACGACUGGAGAAGAGACAUGCGUUUGGUUGUCAAUAGACAUCGUAAGCUUGGCAAGCGCAAGACCAUUGUCAUCGUCGCCGAGGGCGCUCGUGACAAGGACGGGAACAAGAUUGUCCCCGAGGAGAUCAAGGACCUUCUCGCCGACAAGGCGGAGGGCGGUCUUGGACUCGACACUCGCAUCACUACUCUGGGCCAUGUUCAGCGCGGCGGUACGGCCGUCGCCUACGACCGCGUGCUCUCUACGCUUCAGGGUGUGGAGGCCGUCCACGCCGUCCUGGAAGCCACCCCCGACACUGAGACUUGCUUCAUUGCCAUGAACGAGAACAAGAUUGUGCGCAAGCCGCUGAUGAAGGCUGUCCGGGAAACCCAAGAGCUGGCCAAGGCUGUCGAUGCAAAAGAUUUCGACAAGGCCAUGUCACUGCGUGAUGCCGAGUUCGCCGACCAGUAUAAUUCGUAUAUAACAACUACGAACGUCAUGAUUGACGACCACAAGCUACCCCACAAGCAUCGCAUGAAGGUUGGCUUCAUCAACGUCGGUGCGCCAGCCGGCGGGAUGAACGCAGCGGUGCGAGCAGCCGUUGCAUACUGCAUCGGUCGGGGACACGAGCCCAUUGCCAUCCAUAACGGAUUUGCAGGCUUUGCACGUCACCACGACGACAAGCCGCUGGGCUCUGUCCGACCCUUUGACUGGCUCGAAGUAGACGGCUGGGCGAGCAAGGGCGGCUCCGAGAUUGGAACGAACCGUGAGCUGCCGGAAGAAUCCGGCAUGGAGCUCAUUGCCAACCUGAUUGAGCAGUACGAAUUCGACGCUCUCUUCAUCAUUGGCGGCUUCGAGGCCUUUCACUCCGUGGCGCAGCUGCGGAGAGCCCGGGACGAGUAUCCCUCACUGUGCAUCCCCAUCUGUCUCUUGCCGGCGACCAUCUCCAACAACGUCCCGGGCACCGAAUACUCUCUUGGAUCUGACACGUGCCUGAACGAGCUCGUGAGUUACUGCGACAAAAUCAAGCAGUCUGCGUCCGCCACGCGCCGGCGGGUUUUCGUCAUCGAGACGCAGGGCGGCCGCUGCGGGUACAUUGCCACGCUCAGCGGACUGAGCGUUGGGGCCUCGGCGGUCUACAUCCCCGAGGAGGGCAUCAGUCUCUCCAUGCUGAACGCCGACGUCAACCACCUCAAGAAUGUGUUCAAGAACGACCGCGGGCAGUCCCGCGCGGGCCGCCUCAUUCUGGUCAACGAAAAGGCGAGCAAAGUGUACGAUGCCAAGCUCAUUGCCCACAUCAUCCGCGAGGAGGCUCACGACCGGUUUGAAAGCCGUGAAAGCAUCCCCGGGCAUGUCCAGCAGGGCGGUGUCCCGUCGCCCAUGGACCGCUGCCGGGCGGUAAGAUUGGCCAUCAAGUGUAUUCAGCACCUGGAGGACUUUGGCUGCAAGGCUCACAACCGCGUCAAGAAGGACCCCAACAGCACGUCAGUGAUUGGCAUCCAGGGGUCGGAGGUUGUGUUCACGGCGGUGAAGGCGCUGGAGGAGCAGGGGACGGACUGGCCCAACAGACGGCCCCGGGCUGCGCACUGGCUCGAGGUUCGUGACGUGGUGGACAUGCUGGGCGGCCGACCCGACUAUCCUAGACCGGAGAGGAGCCUGACGGGACUGAUUGCCAAGGACACCAAGAGAGGCCUUGUGUGA